Molecule: messenger RNA, 1620 nt
Organism: Closterium sp. Naga37s-1
Lineage: Eukaryota; Viridiplantae; Streptophyta; Zygnematophyceae; Desmidiales; Closteriaceae
Source: the annotation of a GenBank genome assembly
AUGACCCCGGGUUGGGUCCAUUACGGCCGAUUCCACCGCCGCCGACGCCAGCGCACCGUCAAAGGGGGGGGGGGGGUGCUGCCACCGCGCCAACCGCGAGGCACUCGGGAGCAGCGAGAGAAAGAGAAGCGCGGGGAUUUCGGGUGGGACAAGGCAGCAACCGCCGCGGACGCGGACACGGCGCCACAACGCGGAGAAGAGGCGCGAGCAGCUUCGCGAGAGCAGCACAGCGGGUCCUGCGGCAGAGAGCUAGGGAGGGAGGAGAACAACGUGGUGUUGCUACUGCCGCUGCUACGCCCCUCCGCACCUGCAGAUUGCUACUGCCUUUGCUAUGCCCCUCGUUUUCCUGUCAUCCUGCUGUUCCUGCAGAUUGCUGCUGCCACUAAUGUGCCCUUCCGCACCUGUCCCCCUGCUGCUGUCUCAGAUUGCUGCAUCCACUGCUAUGCCCCUCGUUUUCCCGUCCCGUUGCUAUUGCUACUGCCACUGCGAAGCCCCUCCGCACCGAUCCCCCUGCUGCUGCUGCAGAUUGCUACUGCCACUACUAAGCCCCUCCGCACAUAUCCCCCUAGUGCUGCUGUAGAUCUCUGUGAUCACGGGUUGGGGGUGACAACCCGGGCUGGUGCAGGUCGUGCUGCCUGCGCAAAGAGGCAUGGGGGACGGAAGGAAGGGGACAGUAGAGACGGGAGGAAGGGGACGGAAGAGAUGGGAGGAAGGGGAAGGGGACGGAAGAGAUGGGAGGAAGGGGAAGGGGACGGAAGAGAUGCCCAGCUGGCGGGUCUUAAUCUUCUCGGUAUUGACCCCACGGCGCGCCAAAGCCAACUUGAUGGACACCGAGAAGAUGAGGCUGCCGAACGGGAUGAGGAGCUCACGACGAAGAACGACUCCGUCAAAGAGAAAUCUGCAGCAGCUGUCGCGAAGAUCCAUUUGGAGAAUAAAAAACGGCUGCAGGCGGAGUUUAUCGCUUCUAAAGAACUGGAGGUUGAAGAAAUUCAGGCAGCUGUCGGCACGCAUGUCACGACUCUGGCGACGAAGAUGGAAGAGUACAUCAAGGGCCUCAGCUCCGACCCCGAUCUGGUGGUUUCUGAUGCCGCCAAAGAACGCUAUAGGCGACUGAAGGGGCGGUGCAUCGAGAAGGCUCAAUCUGACAUCGCGGCGGCCAAGGAUGAGAUGACCAUCCGAGAGAUCGAUCGACAGCAUAAGCUGGCGGCUGAGGAUUUGAAGAAGGCUGCUGCAGCUGAGGAGGUGCAGGAGAUGGAAAUGGAGCCUGCGAUUGAGGAGAUUCUAGCUAAGCAUGCCAAGAAGAUUGAAGACAAGCUUCGGCGGGAGAUUACGCAGAAGCUUGAGGCCAGUCUAUCUAAGAAGCUGCAGAAGAAUCUUCACAUCGGAGAGCAGAACUCUUCGCAGGCCGCAUCCGCUGACAAGAAGCAGACGGCUCAACCUGGGAGGCAGGACGGUGCACCUGGGAAGCCUAAGCCGAAGAAGAAGCGGGGUGGUAAGACUCCAAAGAAGCAGAAUUCCAGCGCCGACAAAGAGCAGCAGGCGAAAGGCCCUACCACAUCGAAGGCCAAGGGACCAAAAAACGGCGGAGGCAGCCCCGAAAAAGGGCCGCACAAGAAGUGA